Molecule: messenger RNA, 624 nt
Organism: Plasmodium fragile
Lineage: Eukaryota; Apicomplexa; Aconoidasida; Haemosporida; Plasmodiidae
Product: nicotinate (nicotinamide) nucleotide adenylyltransferase
Exons: 1
Coding region: 1-624 (207 amino acids)
Biological process (GO): NAD+ biosynthetic process
Cellular component (GO): cytoplasm
Molecular function (GO): nicotinate-nucleotide adenylyltransferase activity
Source: RefSeq, a predicted model, not a curated record
AUGAACAAACACAUAUGUAUCUAUGGAGGCUCUUUUGACCCAAUUACUCAUGCGCACGAAAUGGUCCUGACAGAAGUUAGCAACCUAGACUGGAUAGACGAAAUAUGGGUGGUCCUCUGCAGGUGUCGAGACGAUAAGGACCUCACCGAAUUCCAACAUAGACAUAAUAUGUUUUCCCUAAUCAUGAAUAAUAAUUCGCCUAAGAUGGUAAAAAAUAAAAUUUUUUUAAAAGAUAUUGAAUGCAAAGAAACCAGCACCCCAACUUAUGAUUUGCUCAAAAUGCAAAAGGAGAAAUAUCCAAAUUAUACUUUUUACUUUGCUAUUGGAUCUGAUCUACUGAAUGACAUUUUUUUUUGGGAUAAUGGAGAAGAGCUAGUUGCAGAAAAUAAUUUCAUAAUAGUUGAACGGGGGAAUUUUAAAAUCGAUGAAAAUGUGUUGAAGAAAUUCCCAAGUUACUAUUUAAUUAAAAUUGAAAAUAUGUCUUUUAUUAAUUAUAUUUCUUCAAGUGACGCCAGGAAAAUAUUAUCCCAAAAGGAAAACUCAGAAGAUCUGCACAAGUAUAUUCACCCCGUCAUUAUUGAUUAUAUAAAGGAACAUAAUUUGUAUGAUAAUAGCUCGACGUAG